CGUUUCAUACCCGGCAGCAUAUCUCUAUGCCUGCAAGUAUAAGCCUAGUAUUGAUGUUUGUUUUCUCCUUUUUUGGGAAGGAUCUCCCUUUAACUUAUUUUUGUCAGGUUGCUGAUGUUAUUUCAGUACUUUGAUAUGUUGAGGUUACCAUAGCAUUGAAAUGUGGGAUAUCGAUGGAUUCAUUUGGUUUCACUCAAGGACUCAAAAUGACUGGAACUAUGCCAGUGAAGUUGAAAUGGUUGGAGCACCUCAACUCCUCCUGGAUUAUGGAAGACUGGCGUGAGGUCACCUGUCGAGAAGGUGUGCAGAAACUCUACGAAAGACUCAAAACAAACAAAGAGAUAUCAAACCUUCCAAGGCAGGGAAUUCACCUUCAGGGCCCUCAGCUUCCUGAUUUUGAGAGAGAAACGCCUUCUCUUGAGGAACAAGAUCACUAUCUAAAAGCACUUUUGAAUAAUCAGCUAAGCUUAGCAAGAAAUGUCUGUAGUGCAUCACCUUUCGCUUCUGGCCUCCAGAAACGGCUGGUUAUUCUUCAGCGGAUAUUUUAUGCCAUAUCAAGUAAGUUUCAUGAUAAGGAGAAAGUUAAACAAGAGCAGAAGUUACAGCAGUCACAGUCUAACAAACUGGAUGAUAAAGCCAGCCUUCAGAAGGUUAAUUUUGGAGCUGAUGCCCUUGUUGAAAUGGGUGUACGCACAGGUCUCAGUUUGCUGUUUGCUCUCCUUAGACAAAACUGGUGUCAGCCACAGCUACAGGGCCAAACUCGUGUUAAUUUAUGUAAUGAUGUUUUACGAACUGCCAUUGAGGUUGUUGGUACCUUACCCCCACUGUCACUUGCCAAUGAAAGCAAAAUUCCAAACCUGGGAAUCGAAUGCCUGAAGCAGGUAACAAUGUUUCUAAAAUCUGCUACUGUUCCUAGUUCUGGAGCAGAUCUUGAAGGCCAGCAAUUGGCAUCAGAAUUGAUCCUUGGUCUUGCAGUACAGCGUGGAUCAUUACAAUUCCUCUUGGAAUGGAUUGAGAUGGCAUUAAAUGCUUCAACUGCAGUAACCUCAUCUGAGUCAUCUUCUGUGUACAAACCCAAUUGCAUUUCCUAUGAUUUCUACCUUAAUGUUAUUUGUCAGAUGCGCAAAGCAGUGGGCUGUCUGACAGAUAAAGGAACAAGUGGAGUAGAUAUACAAGAUACAGGACAAUGCCCAUUAUAUAAGGCUGCACUGUGCCUUCUGGAUGAGAUUACUCGCCUCGGCUCAGAGUACGCCAGGACAUGCACUUGCCCGGAAGAAAACACAAGCAAUGUAAUUUUACCCGAAACAACAGAAGUGUACGUGUGGGGAAGUAACAGUAGCCACCAACUAGCCGAAGGAAGCCAAGAAAAGAUUCUUCAGCCAAAGUUAGCACCCUCAUUCGCCAACCCCCAACAGGUUGAAGCAGGGCAGUACUGUACAUUUGUAACAAGUAGUGAUGGAACAGUGAAGGCUUGUGGAAAGGGAAGCUACGGCAGACUUGGUCUUGGCGAUUCUAACAAUCAAACUCAACUAAAGAAACUCAAUUUUGAGAACUAUUUAAUUACCAAAGUGUCCUCAUCAAAAGGGUCAGAUGGACACACCCUUGCUUUGACCACAGAGGGACAAGUGUUCAGCUGGGGGGAUGGUGAUUACGGGAAACUUGGUCAUGGUAACACGGCCACACAGAAGUAUCCCAAGAUGAUCCAGGGAAUUUUGACAGGAAAAGUUGUGGUAGGAAUAUCAGCUGGGUACAGGCACAGCGCUUGUAUAACACAUGACGGACAGUUGUACACCUGGGGAGAAGGGGAUUAUGGACGGCUGGGUCAUGGUGAUAGUAAUAGCAAGAAUUGUCCUACUCUAGUCAAGGACAUAAGUAGCGUUGGGCAAGUAAUCUGCGGAAGCUCUCACACAAUUGCAGUCUCGCAAGAUGGCCGGACUGUGUGGUCGUUUGGUGGUGGCGAUAAUGGUAAACUAGGCCAUGGAGACACUAUUCGAGUAUACAAACCGAAAGUAAUUGAAGCUUUACUGGGAAUGUUCAUUCGUAAAGUUGGCUGUGGUAGCCAAUCAUCACUGGCCCUCACAGCCUCUGGACAGGUGUAUGCAUGGGGUCAUGGUGCCACUUUAGGAUGUGGGUCAUCAGAGGUCACCAUCCUUCGACCAAAGGUUAUUGAAGAUCUGCAGUCCACCAGGAUAGUUGAUGUAUCAGUGGGAGAUAGCCACUGCCUGGCUCUUAGUCAUGAUAAUGAAGUGUAUGCAUGGGGCAACAAUGCAAUGGGGCAGUGUGCACAAGGCCACACUACCAGUCCCAUUGCACGACCCAAAAAAGUAGUAGGUAUAGAGGGCGUGACGGUCCAUCAGAUAUCCGCAGGGACUUCACAUAGCAUUGUUUGGACAGCUCUACCCACUGAUAGACAAGUGGUUGCUUGGCAUCGGCCAUUUUGUGUUGACCUUCAAGAAGUGACUUUCAGUCACCUUCGCUCAUUCCUUGAGAGGUAUUGUAAUGAAUUUGAUCAGACUCUUCCACCAGUACCAUUUCCAACUCCAAGGGAGCAUCAUCAUUUCGUAAUGCUAUGCUUAAAGUUACUCUGCACUCACCUCCAAUUGGCCCUGGCAGCAGGAGUGGCAACCAGUAUCCUUGGUAACCAAGCAAGACCACUUAGACAUCUACUUUUUAGGUUGAUGGAUUCAAAUACUCCCAACUGUGUGCAAAAGGCUGUAAAUGAAACCCUUUCUAUUGGAGCACCACUUUUACUGCCACCUCUUAGAGAAAGAAUGGAACUACUUCACACACUUCUACCUCAAGGGCCAGAUAGAUGGGACAGUCUAUCCAGAGGACAGAGAAUGCAACUUGGUAUUAUAUUAACCAGUCUUCAGGAAAACAUCCAUGUGGCAUCGUUACUUGGUUUCACAUGUCCGACUGACAUAGAUGGUGAUGCCGCCUUUAAUACCGACGCCUCCUACAAGUUGAUGGAGGGUCAGGACACACAUUUAGCUGAAGUUCUGAUGAAAACGCUGUUAAGAAAUGUUGGCUAUCAUACAGAACAAGCCUUUGGUGAAUUGGAAAAGAACAGUGAUAAGAGCCAGAAACAGGUGCGACAUGAAGAAUAUGCACCUCCAUCGCACCUGAGAGAACUACUGUCUUCCCUCCAAAAACACCUGUUAGCCUACUGCUACACCAGCACAGGCGAGGAGAUAGCAUCUUGUGUCGGGCUCCUUCAGCAGCACUUGUCCCUUCUACUGCCACAUGCUGUUGAGGUUCUGCAACGAUCUAUAGCUUUACUGCAACAGAACCACGGCCAGGUGUCAUAUGCGCUCCGGGAGAAGUUACAAGAUGUUCUCUUUAAUUCUGCUGCUGGGGCAAUGCUAUCACUGAUACUCCACUCUCUGCUCUUACUCCCUGUGACCGUAACCCGUCCUCUGCUGAUCCAUCUACUGUGCCUACUGCCUGAGCUGGACCAUUUAAAUAGGUCAUUACCGGCAGCUUCAGUUUUGGAAGAGCAGGAAUUGGAAUGGCCCAUACAAGGUAACAGUACGAGUGCCUUAGUUCAGCAGCCAUUUAAAUCAUGGGUGUGGCUUGUGGAUUUAGAACGUACAUGCAGCCUAGUGAUUGGACGAUGUCUAGGAGGGAUGCUGGUCUGGAUGCCAGCUUCCAAGGAGGAAAGGAAAACAGAAACUUGGCUCAAAAAGCAAUUGUUCUCAGCUGGCUUAGAAUCAUCCACUAAUAAAGAACUAGAUAAAAUUGUAAAUAAUGUUUGUGAAGCAAUAAUAAGUGGUGAUGACGAUUAUGAUCUAUCUGAAUUUGAGGUGUCCACAGAUUUAGUGAAAUUACUUUACAUGGCUGUCGGUAAGAACAGGGAACCUGGCAACAGGGUGUUUGCUGCGAUGGAGGAAUAUGCUAAAUCCAAAGAUUGGGACUGUAGUGAGGGCGAGAAUCUUGAGCAUGCUCUGUUAGACCGAGCAUCACAAUGUCUGCUAGCGUGUCUCCUCAAGCAUUGUCAGCUGCCGUUGCUUGACUCACCCACAAGCAGGCAUGCUCCUUCCAACGCCCUAGUGGAGGUGUAUCGGACCGUUUACAAAGUCCGUAGAAUUCUUGUCACAACUAGGACACAUAAGAUAGAGCCAUUGUACAGAAGGAAGAUAUCAAAGCCGGAGGCAGCAGGCAGUUCCGCUGAAGCCUGUGAAGAUGUUCAUGAUAGGGAUGAUGGCAGGUCAAGUUCAAAAGGGCAACUUCAAAUCAAACAAAUGUUCAAAUCAAUCGUAGCAAGGCAACAGGCAUUGUCCUUAGAGGUUCACAAGGAGGAGCCGCAUUUGGAAGACAGGGAAACCAAUGAACACUGUUACUUCUCUGAAGCCUGUAAAUGUGUGAUAGAGCGAGCAGCAUUCCUGUUAAUCGCAGUCAACCCCUCAAACAUUGCAAUAAGUAAACAGACAAAGAAUAGUACUGUAGUAAACAAACUAGAUCAAACGAAACAAAAAAAAGACCAAACUGAACUUAAUUACUCUCAAAGCGAUUCAGAAGUGGAAACAGAAGCACACUACGAUGAAAAUAAUGAGCAUCCAUUGCCGUCAGUUUCUAAGAGUGACCACAGCCGACAAAAAUACGAAUCAGAAAAAAGUAAAAAACAGGAUGAAUCCAAAAAUACUGAAAUCGAGCAGUUACAGCUAAUCUUGCAAAUGUGUGCUGAAGUCUUUGAGUUUGUGUGCAGUGAGCUAUCAUCAUCAGCUAAGAUAGAGGAAGAGGGAUCCUGCACUGACCCAAAGCUCAUUAUUACAGCCAUGCAAAGGCAACAAAGUAGGGCUGAGAUUCGCCUGGAUUCCCUACAUCAAAUAUAUGCACUGCUUCAUGGUGGAGAAAGCCCCAAAGCCAAGGAUGUUCUGCCUGGCUUAUUUAGCAGCACAACCCCUACUUUCAGUUCCAUGCCCCUUCUCAGCACGGUGUAUUUACAGUUUAUUAGUGGUUCUUGUUGCAAAACUCAUGAAAUGUGUUGUACUUGCAGAUUUCAAGGAGAGUUAAGUUAUUCAAAAUUAUUGAAUAAUGUUCCUAAAUUCACACCAAUAACUUUGGCAGACUGGGUGUUUAAACAAGAGGGCAUUCAUUCAGCUACAUCGGCUGUGCAACAGGAGAUAAAAGAUGUGGCCCAUAAUGUGUAUGAGCACCUUGCCCUAACUUUGGCAGCCAAGGAACAGGACAUCAAGGCCGGUAGAGGUAAUCUACUGUUCCACAAAUAA
Anneissia japonica is the source of this 5228-nucleotide messenger RNA. Its product is annotated as probable E3 ubiquitin-protein ligase HERC1. The record is from RefSeq and is a predicted model, not a curated record. Bases 174 to 5228 code for a protein of 1684 amino acids. Lineage: Eukaryota; Metazoa; Echinodermata; Crinoidea; Comatulida; Comatulidae. The transcript is spliced from 27 exons.